UCACCUUCUUUGCUGUGAGUUGGAAGUAGACUAAACACAACACCAUUUCCAAGAUGUAUAGUGAGGAAUGCAGACAGACAUCAUGGGGAGGACUUUUAACAAAAACUACCCCGAGAAAUGUUGCAUGCCAAGCAAUACGGACUUGAAGAGGUGACGCCAAGGAGUAGAUCUAUUACGUUGAUCUGCUGUGUAUUUUCCUCUCGUGCUGCUGACUUUAUGGCACGCGCUCACGUUUUGCGCGGGACUUUGAUAUCGUUUGUUGGCCUUAAAUGCAGGCUGGAUUGGAAACCGGCUGGCUAACGUUAGCCUAUUAAAAUUUGUUUUUAUUGUAGGGUCGUUCUGGUAUUGGCUAGGAUACCAGGCAAUAGUUUUAUUUCAAGACUAUUAUUAAUUGAUUAAAGGUCACGUUCUACAUUAGUAUUCGUAUUUCAGCUGAUUUUCCCUCCCAGGGUAACAAUGUGGCACCUAGCAGACAGAGUUGUUAAUAAUGCUGGGCAUUUUACUCCGGUAGAACAACCAGAGGCAGAAGAUGGUGAUCAGUUCCUCUCGUUUGCCAAGAGGUCCAAGGUUGUGCAGCGUCAGUGUUCAGAGAUGGAGACUGAGCCUAGCCCUCCCCCACAGUCUAGCUCCUUGUCUCAGAGUAGAGACAAUUUCUGGCACAGGAUUCUAUGUCAGCCAAGUGAAGUGUCUCCUGAGCCCACCCCAUCCUACGGCCCAGUUCAGAUGCAGAUGUUCUCAAAUAAACCUGAAGGACUAGUUGGUGUGGACAUGGCAGGAUCACCUCCAGCAGGACAGAGAGUUAAAAAAGGGGGAAGGCUGGGUCUAGGAAAGCUACCUUCUCCAGUGGAACUGAUGGGCCGGAAGAAGAAGGGGAGGACAGGGGGUGCAGCACAGAGCAGCCAGGUGGUGCAACCCAGGGUGGCAGCAGUGCUGCAGCACAUUGGGGACCUCCGCAGGAGACAGAGCUCUAUUGACCAGUUGAAGCGGGGGAGUUGGUGGGGCUCCAAACCCAGGUGUAAGGCAGAAAAGGGCUGUUCCCAGAGGCAAGCAGAUGACAGCAGCAUGACUAUCAGCACCACAGUGGAGAAGCAGGAUGAAGCUACGGACUACCUCAGUCCAACCCUCACUCGUCCUUACACCCAGAAGGAGGCAUGGACUCAACUCUCACUGACUGAUAUUAUAUUUAAGAGUAACUGGAAUUGAGGAAGCAAAUGUGGAUAUCCCUUAUACGACUGUGAUGUCU
Oncorhynchus mykiss (rainbow trout) is the source of this 1243-nucleotide messenger RNA. The record is from RefSeq and is a predicted model, not a curated record. NCBI's taxonomy places the organism in Eukaryota, Metazoa, Chordata, Actinopteri, Salmoniformes, Salmonidae.